AUGGAUCAUCUUCCUCUACCCUCAAACCCCGUGUUUGGAUCGCUCCCUGUCCCUUUUCUCUGCAAGGAGCCGUAUGAUGGUGAUUCGUUCCUUACAUAUCCUUUUGGAAAAGGCUGGAAUGUCACAGCGGAGCACUGGCCCGAAACUCUCUCUCGUCAUGGCAAAGAAGUUCGUGAUGAAGCUCAGAUCGCUUCAUUCCUUCAAACAUGGCUCUACUUCGGUUUGCUGUGCGAGGUCACUGGUAAUACCAUCGACCCUAUGGCUUUCAGAGUACCUGGACGUACCAGGAACACCUCUCGGUUCUCAUCAAAGGCUCUAACGGACAUUGUGGGCCAGUGGUCUCUGGAAUCAAUGAAUCUCGAAUGUGAACUCGAUGAAAGCCUUCAAAACAAACUUGGUGAUGACAUCGAGUUGUGCGACCCCUUCGACGACUGGGUUUCAAAAAGAGAUGAUAUUAUUGAUGCUGCUGAAGCCACAUGGAAUCGCGUCAUUGACGCAUACCAAGACAAGAUGACGGACACGCUCAAUCUCGUGCUCUUGAGCAUUGCUGCCUUGGGAGAUUACCUUAGUCAGGCCCUCGCCGAUAUAGCUCGUGCGAGGGGUAUCGGCGACGGUACUCCGUCUACCUUAUGGCUACUGCCCGAGAGUGUUUGCCAGCCUCUGCUGCGCAGGUUGCAAAACUGGUGUCCCAACAGAUUACAUGGCUUUGUCAACGUCCAAGGCUGCUCAAUCGGAGUCUUGUGGUACAUCGCAAACCUCGACCCUCCCAAAGUACGCGAUGAUCAUGGUACAUGCAGCCCCCAGAGAUGCAAUUCAUUGCAUAUUGAUGUUCACGACUACAAUAUCCAGCAUAUUAAAGCCCACUGCGCGUGCGAACUCAUUAGCCCGUCAACAAAGGAUAUGGUAAGGAUAGUGCGCCGAAACUCAAUUGCCUUGUUCACAGUACAGCAUGCUGCGGGAGAGGUCAUGUUGUCCAUACAGGAUGAGAAACGAACUAGGAACUACGUUGCAAUAUCUCAUGUUUGGGCAGAUGGGCAUGGCAACCUCCAGGCUAACUCGCUGCCAACACGCGUGCUCGAAAAACUGCAGCGCAACGUCGAUGCACUGGGGAUUUCAAACUCUCGAGUAGUCCACACACCAAUCUGGAUGGACACGAUCUGCCUACCUCGCUUUCCGCUGGACCUGCGCAGGAAGGCUCUAUUGCGCCUAAGUGACAUAUUCGUAAAAGCUGGUGGUGUCCUGGUGCUGGACUCCUAUCUGCAGGCUUCAGAUUCGCUGAGCAUCUCUCCAAUUGAAAUACUUGCCCGAAUUUCAAUCUCGGGCUGGACUACCAGGCUAUGGACUUUCUCUGAAGGCCGCCUAGCGAGACGAGUGUGGUUCCAGUUCCGUGACCGGGCUGUCGAUCUCUAUGACCUCAUGAAUAACUGGCAUGAGGAGCUCAAGUUGCGUAUCCCUGCAAGUCCCUUGACCAACGUUUCUUACGGUAUGGCGGUUAUGCACUCGGCAACCAAUCUUCUCGAAAGUGGCCAAGAUCGAGAGCGGCCGUUAGAACUUGGCCAAAUUAAGAUUGCCAUGAACUCGAGGCAGACCAGCUGGCCAAGUGACGAGGCUUUAUGUCUAGGAGCGAUUCUUCAACUAGAUCUUUCCACCAUUAUUGAUGCUGAAGACAGCAAAAAGAUGGCAGCUUUCUGGAGACAAGUUGACUCCGUGCCGAUUAGCAUAAUCUUCACCAGGUGCUCGCCGAAGCUCGAAGAUCCCGGCUGUCGGUGGGCCCCGGCUACAUUAUUGGGUGGCACAAAUUCUGAUUUUGCAAAGUUGGCUUUCCAAAAUUCCAUUGAGAUCGCUAUGUAUUAUGUCCCGCGCACAGACACCGGACUAGAGUACACCGUGGAUGCGGCUUUUCCUGUCACUGCUCUUUUACCCGUUUCAAGGAACAAGGAAGAAAGAACAUUGGGCUCAAAGCGCAAUUUUAUCAAUCUGUGUCGCCAACCAACUGGAUCGGCUGCUGGCAAAGCCAUAAUGCUCAAAGACGAUGAUGGAAGCUGGUACAGCUGCCUCAUCCAAGACCUCUGGCACCAGACGCCCAUAGUUCCCGACUGCAGGCAUGAGACGCCCGUGUUCUUCGUGCAAGAUCAUACCAACCUUACCAAUAUGAGGCAGCAGAACGACUUGGAGGUAUGGAACCGACACCCAGCAGUAUUUGCGACCUACAAGCCGUCGAAAAAGCUUUUCCAUGCGAGAGCCCACACCCAUGUAUCGCUCACUAGGCUUCCCGAAGUAAAUGGGCAGGCCUUUGACACCAUUUCUGGGUAUGCUCUUGCAUUCAAGAAGAAGUGCAGACAAGAAUCGUUUAUUCUCCCAGACAAUGAGGACAAGAUGCUGGAUAUCGUAGCGGCGUGGGUGCAAGCUACUCACGCGGAAGCAGAACUGAAUAGCCUCGCGGCGAGCAUCCUGCCUUACGAACCGUUGGAUGCGGUAGUCGAGUCCGGAGUGGCACUGUGCGCAAGAUACAUUUGCUACUUCUGCUUGGUCGCCGAGUGGUACAAAGUCAAGCCUUCAGACCCUUUUGACGCGCUGAAGUGGUGCAUCGAUUGA
Messenger RNA from Cladophialophora psammophila CBS 110553, 2595 nucleotides. RefSeq lists its product as uncharacterized. Lineage: Eukaryota; Fungi; Ascomycota; Eurotiomycetes; Chaetothyriales; Herpotrichiellaceae. The coding region runs from base 1 to 2595 and encodes 864 amino acids. The record is from RefSeq and is a predicted model, not a curated record. The transcript has a single exon.